AUUAUUACACCUAGACCCCGCAGAUCCGCAAUAUGUAGCAGUGUUUAGCAGCUUGUUAGGCGUGCAUGCAUACUACAACCUUCUUGCUGUUCACCCAAAUGACUUAGGGAUUGUGAACGUUGCAGCAACUCGCUAUGGAGUGCCCUUGUCCGACAAGAUGGGCGAGCAACAGAACAUGGACUUGCUUUCCUCAUGAGCGCUUACUUGCAAAUUUUCGCCCGAAUAAGGGCUUUGCGCAUGCAAUUCGUCGACGACUAGCUUGUCAAGGCAGUCACUCAAACGGAUCUUAUGACGUCGGCUUAACACGGAGUCAGGAGGGACGUCGGCAGCGUGCCCGACGCAAAGCUCCGUCGGAUGUUGCCCCAUCGACAUCCUCGCCCUCGCCGUGGAGCCCCAGCGAAAUUGCGUCCAGUCGCAUGGAAUGGCUGCACGGAGCCAAGGAGCAACCCUCGGAGGUGCUCCUCUCCGCCCUGCUAGCUCCCCAGCAGCUGCCCCCGCAGCGGCUGCCAGUGCUGCUGGCGCUGCUGGAGGGGCGGCCCGACCUGCCAGCCUGCCUGCGCGCCGCUGCCGGGGGGCUGGGCGCGGUGGCGGCUGCGGUGACGCGCAGUGAGCUGCUGCAGCGGCUGCUGCCGGGUGGACGGCUGCAU
This is a messenger RNA of Astrephomene gubernaculifera, 647 nucleotides long. NCBI's taxonomy places the organism in Eukaryota, Viridiplantae, Chlorophyta, Chlorophyceae, Chlamydomonadales, Astrephomenaceae. The record is from the annotation of a GenBank genome assembly.